GAAUACAUAUAUACACACACACUAACACACUAGUGAGUGGCACUCACAGUCACGUUGUUCCCUCACUUAAAACUUGAAACUUGAAACUUGAAAGUUGAAACCUUCUUCUCUCAGCCGACACAAUGCAGCUCUCGCCGGCACUCACCGGAGCUCUAGCUCUCUCGCUCCUCCUCUCUCUCCUCCUCCCCUCCACCACCACUCACGCCCACAACAUCACCCGCAUCCUCGCCCAACACCCUGACUUCUCCACCUUCAACCACUACCUCACCGUCACCCACCUCGCCGCCGAGAUCAACCGCCGCACCACCAUCACCGUAUGCGCCGUCGACAACGCCGCCAUGUCCGACCUCCUCUCCAAACACCUCACUCUCUAUACAAUCAAAAACGUCCUCUCUCUCCACGUCUUCGCCGACUACUUCGGCGCCAAAAAGCUCCACCAGAUCACCAAAGGUUCCACCCUCACCGCCACCAUGUUCCAGGCCACCGGCGAAGCUCCCGGCACCUCCGGCUACGUCAACAUCACCGAUCUCAAAGGCGGGAAAGUGGGUUUCGGAGCCGUAGACAAUGGUGGAAAACUCAGCUCCACGUUUGUCAAAUCGAUCGAAGAACACCCUUAUAACAUCUCUGUGAUUCAAGUCAGUCAGAUCUUGAAUUCAGCGGAGGCCGAAGCUCCGAUUCCUGGACCAUCCCAGCUCAAUUUGACAGUUCUAAUGGCGAAACAGGGCUGUAAAUCGUUCGCAGAUCUAUUGAAAUCCUCAGGAGCCGAAUCAACAUUCAAUGAAAAUCUCGAUGGUGGGUUAACUGUGUUCUGCCCGAGUGACUCUAUUCUCAAUUCAUUCAUGCCCAAGUACAAGAACUUGACAGCGGCCGGAAAAGUAUCGUUGCUGUUAUAUCACGGCGUUCCGGUGUACCAAUCGAUGCAGACAUUGAAAUCGAAUAAUGGGUUGAUGAACACUUUGGCGACUGAUGGAGCGAACAAGUAUGAUUUCACAGUGCAGACCAGUGGCGAAGAUGUGACGUUGAAGACGAAGGUGGUUACGGCGGCGGUGACGGGGACGUUGGUGGAUGAAGAGCCGUUGGUGGUGUAUAAGAUUGACAAGGUGUUGGAACCCAGUGAGUUGUUUAAGGCGGCGGCGGCGGCGCCAGCUCCGAAGGAGACGGCGCAAGCCACGGCGCCGGGGCCGGAUGCUCCGGCGGACGCAGCGGCGGACCAAACCGCCAGUGAUAGUGGGCGUGGGAGAUUUUCCGGCAUGUUGGUUAUGGUGGUUUUGAGUUUGUGGAUGGGAGUGGGGUUGAUUUAGUGGGUCGGGUCAUGGGUUUGAUGGGAUGCUCUAUAUGGUGUGAAAUGGUCCCAAAUUGCAUAGAAAGGAAAUUUGUUUUUUUGUUGUUGUUGUUUUUUUUUUUUUUUUACUUGUCAAAAGAUGAUAAUAAUGAGUCACUUUAUGGGGUUUUGUUUUUUUUUUCUUCCUUCAAUUUGAUUUGUAAUUAUUUGUUUGUAUACAUGAUGCCAUUGUGUGAUGCACAUUUUAAUUUUUUUGUUCCUUUUAAAAUUCUA
Messenger RNA from Camellia sinensis, 1555 nucleotides. Its product is annotated as fasciclin-like arabinogalactan protein 2. Gene Ontology annotation, cellular component: plasma membrane. The record is from RefSeq and is a predicted model, not a curated record. Lineage: Eukaryota; Viridiplantae; Streptophyta; Magnoliopsida; Ericales; Theaceae.